Messenger RNA from Perkinsus marinus ATCC 50983, 191 nucleotides. RefSeq lists its product as hypothetical. NCBI's taxonomy places the organism in Eukaryota, Perkinsozoa, Perkinsida, Perkinsidae. The annotation marks the transcript as partial. The record is from RefSeq and is a predicted model, not a curated record. The transcript has a single exon.
UCAGCAGCAUAAGAUGGAUAAUACUAUGGUAGAUGGUGAUAUUAGUCUUAUUGAUGAAGUAUCAGCUAAGAAAGCAGUGGAAGAUUAUGUUGCUACAUUACAGUAUGUUAAUAGUAUCAUUCAUAAUCAUCAUCAUGAUAAUAAUAACAAUAAAUCAAUAAUAGAUGCAAGACCUGCUGAUAGAUUUAAUG